Macroventuria anomochaeta is the source of this 765-nucleotide messenger RNA. RefSeq names its product N-terminal nucleophile aminohydrolase. Bases 1 to 765 code for a protein of 254 amino acids. Gene Ontology annotation, cellular component: nucleus; cytosol; proteasome core complex. Gene Ontology annotation, biological process: ubiquitin-dependent protein catabolic process. The record is from RefSeq and is a predicted model, not a curated record. NCBI's taxonomy places the organism in Eukaryota, Fungi, Ascomycota, Dothideomycetes, Pleosporales, Didymellaceae. The transcript is spliced from 5 exons.
AUGUCUGGAAGCGCAGGCUACGACAGACACAUCACCAUCUUCUCCGACCAAGGUCGCCUCUACCAAGUCGAAUAUGCAUUCAAGGCAAUCACGGCAGCGAACAUCACAUCGUUGGGAGUGAGGGGCAAGGACUGCGCAGUAGUUAUCUCGCAGAAGAAGGUUCCUGACAAGCUUAUUGAGCCCUCCUCCGUCUCUCACAUCUUCAAGCUAUCGCCGUCUGUUGGCUGUGUCAUGACAGGUUCCAUCGCCGAUGCGAGAGCUUCCGUGAGCAGAGCGCGCGGCGAAGCUGCCGAGUUCCGCUACAAGUACGGUUACGAGAUGCCCUGCGAUGUCUUAGCCAAGAGGAUAGCCAACAUCAGCCAGGUCUACACACAGCGGGCUUACAUGCGACCGCUUGGUGUUGCCACAACGCUCAUCUCGUUAGACUCAGAGUUCGGCCCUCAACUAUACAAGUGCGACCCAGCAGGAUACUACGUCGGGUACAAGGCGACCGCAUCGGGGCCCAAGACACAAGAGGCGCUCAACUUCCUCGAGAAGAAGCUGAAGAACAAGGAGCAUGCAGAGGGCAACUGGGAGGAGGUCGUCGAGCUAGCAAUCACUGCGCUGAGCACGGUCCUGUCUGUCGAUUUCAAGAAGGGGGAGUUGGAAGUCGGCAUCGUCGGUGGACCCAGACUCGAUGGCCAAGAGGGCACCGAUGCCGCAUUCAGGGCGCUCACCGAAGAAGAGAUUGACGAGCGACUGCAAUCAAUUGCCGACAAGGAUUGA